Messenger RNA from Vitrella brassicaformis, 1225 nucleotides. The record is from the annotation of a GenBank genome assembly. NCBI's taxonomy places the organism in Eukaryota, Vitrellaceae.
CGCUGCGAAAAGGUUGUGCCGUGACGCGAUUUCCGGAGUUAUGGCCACACACCUUCACUGGUAGCAAGGGCUUUAUCCAUGGACCGAAUUCGGCGAAGCUCAGCUCUUCGAAACUCCUCGGCACCGUCAUCCGCCUCAUCCGGUGCGCUUGCGGUUCGACAGCGCCUCCGCAAACUCGCCAGCAGACCCCAGGAGCCCACACAGCCCGCAUCUGGUCAGAAGACUGCUCCCACGCCCUGUGAAUCCUGCCGAAACCGGCCUUCCGCAUCGUUGUUCGACAAUGUCGCGUUGGACACUCUGUGCCACGCCCUCAGCUACUGCGACUGCCGCAGCAUCGUCACUCUCGGUGGUGCAUCACGCGCGCAACAGCGGUUGGCCAAGCACCGGAGCGUGUGGAAGACACUCGUCGAGCAAUCAUAUCCCGACACAGAUGAGGCGAGCAAGCCGCCUCACAUCAGCUGGCGGCGGUUCUACCUGUCCAUCAAGGCGGAGCGCAUCACGGCAGAGGUCCGGCGGCAGACGGUCCUCAAGGUCAAAGUCCGGUCCUUGAUGCAGCAGGCGGACCAGGAGAUCUAUUACCUGCAACAAGAGAUCAUUCGGCUGGAGGAGAGCAUCAAUGACGCCCUACGUCGCCAGCGCGGCCUCACCAAGCAGUUCCAGGAGCUGCGGGCCAUCCGAUCCUUCGAGACCAGCUGGGCGUUGCAGGCGGUGAAGGACCGCUAUGCGGGCGAGGUGGGGAGGGGCAGGGGCAGCACGUCGACCGAUGAAUGCCUCGAGGCGCUCAAGGCGCACCAGAAGGACACGCGCGAGCAGCACCAGCAGUACGUCAAGAACCUGGGGGGCGUGCGGCGGCGCAUAUCCGAGAUCCAAGGGAAGGUGCCUGGUUUUCGGCGGCGGCAUGGUGUGAUGGUAGCCAAGAUCGAAGAGCUGAAGCAGCAGAGGGAGAGGAUACAGAGGGCAGGAGGGCCGGCCCCAGCCGACAGCUAGGUGACGGUGUGUGUAAUGCACACGGGGGCGCUGAUGUGCGUGAGGGUGUCAACAAGCGGGUGAUGGUCACGGAGGGCAGGUGGGUGUUAGAUGUCAGGGCGAGCAUCGAUAUCGCCAUUUUUGCGUGCUGAGCAAGACCGUGCCUGUAUACAGACUGUCGAAAUGUGCGUCAUGAAUGGCGAUGAUGGGCAUAUGAUGGGCAUGAACCUGUUGAGAUUUUCCCAACGCACUCCCAAUG